Mauremys mutica (yellowpond turtle) is the source of this 1717-nucleotide messenger RNA. It is a transcript of the gene CRIPTO, whose product is annotated as teratocarcinoma-derived growth factor 1. The record is from RefSeq and is a predicted model, not a curated record. The transcript is spliced from 7 exons. The coding region runs from base 226 to 798 and encodes 190 amino acids. Lineage: Eukaryota; Metazoa; Chordata; Testudines; Geoemydidae.
AAUCUAUAUGAAUCAAUGCAGAACCAGUGGAGAUUGGAGAACUGGGGGAGUAUUCAUUGGUAGCAGCAAGCUCAGUUCUGUUGUCCCUUUAGACAAAACAAAGAAAGUUGCUUCCAGGUUUCUCUGUGGAUGAUGGUCCUGGCCAGUAAAUGAAGGUGCCUGUUAAGUUGCUGGUGGAAUACUGAAGUUAUUUUUGCAGCAUUUGUCUCCUGAGACAGAAGGAUAAUGAGCAAGAGGGUCUCAACUAGAUUGGUUUUCAUUUUGGCUCUGUUUUCUGACACUGUUAAGCUGGAAUUGGGAACUGAGCAUGAAGAAAGGAACCCAAAGCACAGGACAAAUCUGUCUGUUCUUGGAACACAACCACCUCUGAGAUAUUUUGACUUUUCCCUGAAGACCAUUAAUGAAACAAAUGGCUUUUCAGAGCUGCAAUCUCAUGUACCUUUUAUUGGCCUCACAGACAGCAAGAAGUUAAAUAGACACUGCUGCAAAAAUGGAGGAACCUGUAUCCUAGGCAGUUUUUGUGCAUGUCCAAAAUAUUUCACUGGGCGAUACUGUGACUUUGAUGAACGGAAAAGAGACUGUGGUGUUGUUCUCCAUGGAAACUGGCUACAGAAAGAUUGUUCCUUAUGCAAAUGUGUUUAUGGAACUUUGCAUUGUAUCCCACAAAUGUUUCAAGAUGGUUGUGAUGAAGACAAAUAUGAAGAGGAGAUUCUCCGAAUACUUUCCAUGAGUUCUAAACUGCAGCCAACAGGACGUAUCUGGGUUUUUACACUGUUUAUAUCCCAUUUUAUGGUGUGACAGCAGAAUAGAAAAGUUCUGUUUCGUCUCUGUGCUUGUAAUCAAGAUUUUAUUUUUAAUUUAUCUUCAGACUUUUUUUUCCCCCCCGUGGGAAAAGUCCUGUAGAAUUUUAAUAGUGCUGUUGGUUUUUAUCAGCUCUUUUAACAUUCCCAUAGAAUUCAAGGGAGACUUCCACCGUAGGGAUCUACAGGAUGUUUUGAUUUUUAAAAUGUAUAGCAAAGAUAUAUCAUUCUUUCAAUUUUAUGUAGGUUUUUUUUUUUAGAAUAACUGCUAUAUAACUCUACUGACUUCAUCUCUUUUUAAUUUCAAAAGACUUUCCCAGAAGUGGAGUGAGGUUUUUUAAAUAGCUCGCACUCAAAGAUUGUAAGAUAAUACUAAAGAAAUUGUUUGGUGGGAAGACUAAUGUGCAAACAAUGUAAUAUUUCAGUUUUAGCUGCAAAUAUGAAAGGUAGGGCAACCACUUAAACUGUGUGAGUGGGUUCUCUUUAUUGAAUCUGAAGUGGAAUAUAGUAAACUCCUACCCAAUAUACAUGAUAUAUUCCUUACCCUUAGAUUCCAAGCUUUACAAUGAAGUCAACUUGGGAAAACUACUAUAAAUUAUAACUAUAAUUAUAGUUCUAUAUAACAAUUCUAAUUGCUGGCACCAAAAAAAACUUCUAGAGAUUGUUUAAUAGAAAACAAAUCAUAAUCCAAAAAGUGCUAUAGGCUCAGAUCAGCCAGCCAUAUGUAGUAAUCCCCCCACCCACCCCCAAUUUAAGACAUCACAGCCACAUGACUUCAGAACACACUUUUUUGUAGUGAUGAGUUAGUUAAUUGAGGUAAAAUCCUAAUGCAGAAAAGGCAGUAUGUAGCCUUCAUACUAGGUGGUAGGUCACAUUAACUCCAUGGUGCCCCACAGUCUUUAAUUUGACAUGCCAAG